Messenger RNA from Pocillopora meandrina, 16608 nucleotides. Lineage: Eukaryota; Metazoa; Cnidaria; Anthozoa; Scleractinia; Pocilloporidae. The record is from the annotation of a GenBank genome assembly.
AUGAUGCCUACGAACGACAGCAACGAUAUCUCAAAGCUGAGUUUCACUGGCGAUUCAUUGUUGAGCGACCUUGAUCUCUCGAAUUUAGAGCAGAUCCAGCCGUUCUGGUUUAUUCCUGCAGAGGGAAAGGAGGAGCCCGCGCAAAGUGUUCCAGACACCACCCUGGACUUAGAUGAAAUGCCCGCCUGGCUGAGCGAGACUUAUUCAUCGCGCAGUUUUCCAGAGGACGAUGUAGCCUCAGAGAUAUCAAAUCCAAGCCCAUCUCCAUCUGAGUGCAGUUCAACGAGCGCAGGAUACUUUUUCAGCACUGAAAUGAGCACUAAAGAAGCUCUGUUUACAGAGAAAGAGCUACGAGAGCUCUCUGUCAAAGAAAUCAACAAUCUUUUGAGAAGCAGAGGGCUUUCGAAGGAAGAAAUCGCUCGGGUAAAACAAAGGCGAAGGACAUUGAAAAACCGAGGCUAUGCCCAGCAUUCAAGGAUGCGAAGAAUCGAGACCAAGAAUAACUUGGAAGUCGAGCGAGACAGUCUUCAAAAAGAGCUAGAAGGCCUAAAACAACAGGUAGCUACAGCUCUCCGCGAGCGAGACUUCUUCAAGAACAAAUAUGUAAAGCUCCUGUCACAUGUAACGAAGCUGCCAGGAAAGGUACUGAAGAUCAAUCCAUUGGAAAAGUGAACUCAGGGACUUAGGAAAACUUGAAUUCAAAUACUUUGGACACGUACAAGUGUUUGCUCCGAAAGCAUUGGGCCAUGAUCGACAACGAGUUUGACUGUUUUCACCGGACAAAUUAAGUUUUCUUAGCAAUAUCUUAGCUUUGAACCCGUGAAUUUAACAUUGAUGUUUGCUUGUUGUUAUCUUAGAGUUUUUUUUAGCCUUCCUUGGCAAUUUAGCUCGAUAGUUAAUGAGAUGGUUUGAAACUACCAAAACGUCGAAGAACGUUUUCGAAUGUUGCGUGACGUAAUGAGUUAUUUUUAUUUAUGAAGUAAGCCGCUGACAUAGGCCAAUCUAAUGUACGGGCGGCUUGUGUACAUAAAUGGUUAUUCUUUCUAGACCAAUACAAAAGAAGGAAGGAAAUCAAAAUCCAAACAAAACAAAAAAUACUGAAAUAACAUUUGAAAAAAAUGUUGGAAAUGUUAUCUAAUUAAAAAAAAAAAAAAAGAUGUAACUAGUUUCAUUGUAUACCCUCCACAAGUUGAUGUGAAUUUUUGGCAAUAUUAAGGGAAGUAUUUUUCCAGUACCUCAGCCAAAGCAACAGUUUUUGUCAAGUAGUGUAUAGUGAAAAAAAAGGAAAAACAUUUUUUGAUAUGUUAUGUAAAUACAUUAACAAAUUGGACAGGCUGCUAUGACAGUCAGACUCUAGUUUUUCAUUACCUGGUAGUGAAGAAACAUUUUCUAAGAUUCUUUGGUGUUUUGUCUAAAGCUGUGUAACAUUUUAUGUUGAAAUAAAAUCCAUGUUGUAACUUAUCCUUUUGACUUUAUGUUAUUGUUAUAACUUAACCCUUCACAUUCUAACAUCAGAAUACAUAUUCUCCAUGCUGUUCUCUGUAUAUUUUUCCUAAGGUGCAUGCAAGGAGAAAUUAUUUAAAAAUCAAGAACUUCUUGAUUUGGUGAUCAAUUUCUUAAUUCUCAUGACCUUAAUGAGAAAUUCUGGGGUGAUAUUGGAAGGAGAAAUCAGAUGCUAGUCACCCUUAGAGGCUAAAAGAUUAACACCUUCAAACCUUCAAAAAUCCAAAUAUAAAUUUCCCACACAUUUUGCUAUUUAUGUAUUACCAACAAUACUUGCUUUAAGAACUUCACUCCAUUUCAACAGCAUCUUAUUAUUGAUAUUUUUCUAUCUCAUUAUCUUUCUCAUUGAAAAAGAGGAUUUAUGUUGUAUGAAAAAAAUUCCCUUUUGAUCACAACUGGAAGCAGAAGUCCUAACAUUCUGAUCUCGGACCCCAUUUCCAAUAAACUAAAAAGUUAUGGAAAUCAUCAGCUCAUUUUUGUGAGUACUGACAACCAAAGAUCUCAAAUUCACAUCACUUUACUCUUUACCACAUAUUUCUUGUGUUAGUGCUGAGAAUUUAGUGGUCAAUCAAACACCAUCUCUGAGAAAAGGAUAAUUCUCAUAGUCUCUGCACAUCUUCCAGCUGUCUGUGACAAUGUAUUUAAAAUGCAAAGAAAAUAGCCUAUAUCGAUACUGUUAUGAGUAAUUGUUUUUGUAAAUAUAAGCUUUUGGAAAUCCCCAGACUGCUUAGUCAUGCUGACAUGCAUAUCAUAGAAUAUUUUACAACAUUUCAUCAAGUCACGCAUUUAUUAUGUAAUACUACUAAAAUAUCUCUUUUGUAAGCUUCUCAAAGGUUCCAGAACACUUUGUGAACACACAUAAAGACUCACUUAUGCGUAGUGGGAGUAGUUGUUGCUGACAGGAGCAACAACUGUUUUGAAAGCUAUACCAAGAGAGAGUUACUGCAGAAGAUUUCUCAUUUCAAGAAACUUUGGAGAUGGCUGUGAGAUUGUGUCAAUGGUGAGCUAGGAUAUAGACUGUGUUGGGCUUAAUUAAGUUUAUCAAUGAUAAGUAUUUUACUGCUUUAAGGAGUUGCUCCUUGUUGAGAACAUUACUCACUGUUUAAUGAAGUAGUUGAGUUUGUGGGGAUGUGGUGUUUUUAUAUUGGUUAGAUUAUACCAUAACAAUACUUGGAUGGUAUUUUGGCUACUCCUAGGAGUUAAAGGAUUAUUGGUUGCUAUGUUUAAAAAUCUUGCUUUUACAGAUGUUUGAUACUUUUUUGAUAUUUUGAUCUUGUAAAAGUUGCCUUUUUGCAUCAGAAUCAAAGUAAACCAUAUUACAUACUAAUGAGCUUUAGGCAAAUCUGUGUUAUUAUAGUCUCUGAAUACUCUCUUUACAAGUUCUCUGUAGCUUAAAAAAUAAGACUAAUUAACAAUCAGAAUGAUAAAGGGUCAAAUUAAACCUCAUCAGAUGCUGGUUUUGCAAUAAAUUUAUUAAAAAUUCAUCACAAACUACCUGUCCUUCCUUACUUUAAUAUUCCAUCAAAUUAUUUUCUUUUACCUAUAAUUUACCACUGACAAUGAUGGGUAAAUCAAAGGAGGGUACUUAAUAUUAAAAACAGGGCACUUAUUAGGGACAGGGUGCUUACUUUUUUCCAGAAACAGCAGAAUGUGCAAAACAGAGCUUUGAUACCUCUUUGAAGAGGAUUGAGAAGACUGGAAAACAGACUUGUUGCCCUGGGAUCCUUCCUCACUAGAACAAUCAAAUUUUAAGGAGGAGAUCAAUCCUUUGAAGGAACUGUGCACUCACAUGGACAUAAUAGUUGCGAGACUAAGACAUGGACCACUGUUUUUAUGAUCAUGAGUCUUACAUAAAAAACCAAAGAAAGAUGAACCACAGUUGACAUCAAUAUACAUGUCUUGUAGCAGUAGUCUACCUCUGAAACAGAAUAGGCUCACUUAUUAGGGGCGCUUAAUGGAAUGAGAGUGCUUACUCAAUAGGCAGGCUUAUUAGAAUAGGGGCACUUAUUCCCAAAAACCAAAUUCAAGAUGGGGGGGUUUAUCAGAUGGGGGGCUUUUAUUGGAAGGAGCAGCACUAAAUUGAAUCAUUAUGGUAUGUGUGACUGUUCAGUCUGAAAACUGAACAAAUUAUAUUCUUAAUCAAAUGAGAUCUGGCUAGGAAUUUUGUAUGAUGAUUGUACUAGCAAGGAUAAAUACGGCCAAACAUGAUGACAAGUUAAUUCAUCUCAGAGGCAUUUCAUUUCUACUUCAGAUCAAAUCAAACUUUCUCCUUAACUAACAUCUUGAUUGUUUACUGUGGGGCUUUUAUAAUUACAAGCUCACGCAAAUUGCCUGACCCUUUGGCCCCUAAGAGUGACCAGCAACUAAUUUCUCUUAACAGCAUUUAACCCCUGAAUCACACAAUUUAAUGAUUAAGGUCAUGAAAAUAAAGGAAAUGAUCACCAACCAAAGAAGUCAUUGAUUGUUAAACAAAUUCUCCUUGUUAGCACCUUAAGAAAUGUAUGGAGAACAGUAAGGAGAACAUGCAUGCUGAUAUUAGGGUGGAAAGGGUUAUAAUUGCAGACAUAACAGAGAUAGGAAUUUUAUUUUAACAAAAAUUAUUUACUGCAGAGUGAAUUUAGUGAUACCUUUGCCACAGACUAUAAACUGAAGUCAUACUCUAGCAAGAUUUGCAAACAAAAGUCAAAAAAUGAUCAGAUGUUUCCAUGAUAUUCAUAAUGAAAAUUAUGCAAAAUAGAAAAAAAGUAAUGUCCAACCACGUGACUACACUAGCAUAUGUGUGCAUAUCUGAUAAAAAUGAUAUGUAAUGAGCAAUUUGCACUCCAAUACAGUAAGUAACAUAUUAAACCUUACUCUAACUUACAAUGUAUACACACCUUGCCUUAGGUUGACUACUGUCAGUUCCAUAUCAUUGCACAUGAAGCCUGCACACCAAAGACAUUGAAGAAAUAAUUUUCAAAAUAUAUAGAGUUCAUAUCAAAAAAUAUUAUGCAGAUAUAUAUAUAUAUAUAUAUAUAUAUAUAUAUAUAGCAAAAUCCCUGCCUGCAGGUGGGCUUAUUAGCAGCCGGGAUAUACAUCUUUAACAGUAAACUCCUAACACCUGGGAGCAGAUAUCCCUAUCAUUUUUUCAGAGGUGAAGGUAGAAUCUGAUGACUUAUGAAUCAUAUCCCUCAAAUAUGAAGGGAUCAUGGUGUAUUAAGAGACUUUACAGUACUGAAGUUCAAAGAAUUUUGUAUUAAGUCAAACCACAUUUCUCUGGAGAGAAUGCAAGUGUAUUUAAUACUGUAAGCAAAAUUAAUCUUUAGUGGCUCCUGGGAAUUAAAUGGUCAAAAAACAUGUCAUAAGUGGUAUGAGAAAAUGUUAAAAUUGUCACUACCCUUUACUACCCCAUGGUAAUGCCGCUUGUGCAUUUCUCUCAAAUUUAGUAUUGCAUGUUACUGUUUUUCAUAGUGGUGUUGUUUGUUUUUCUUAUCCCUCUGCUCUCUUUAGUUUCAACUUACACUUGUUUCCAUCAUCGUAACCUUAAAAAUUCUACCUAGGUCAGGUAUUCAUAUGAAGAAAGCAUGCAAGCCCAUAAACCACCAGCCUGCAAUAUGCCAUCUCAACCAUGGAUAGCUGCCAUGGAUUGCAGACUCCAAGAUAACUUUGCUCAUAAUACAUCAAAUACUUUUCCUUUGGCACAUGCAAUUGGUCUUAAUGCAUCACAUGACCAUUGAUUCCACAACUACAACUAGAGAACAGAUCCAAGGAGAAACCCUAAGUGAUUUUGCCCAAUUUUCAGACCCCAUGUCUACUUAAAUAAUAGGUCAAUCUUCAUUAAAAUUUUAAUUCAAGAAGAGCGAGUGCUUUGAGGUUGUAACAGAAGAAGACUUUUUUUUUGUUUAUAAAGUUGUACCUGCAGAGAACACUACAAAGUGAACGUCCCAUAGAGCAAACAUUAAGCAGUUUGUAAACAUUUUUGCGUAACACGUAUUACAAAAUUUUGGAAGCUAGGACAAUAAACUCAAUGGCAUCCAUUUGAUGCAACAAUAUGCUUGUAUAUUUGUCCUUAGACAUUAUCUGUUCCUCAAGGCUCACAGUAUACCACAAGCAUCCCUCUCAGAAAACCGUUCGCAUCCUGGAACUGGUAAUCCGCAGACAAAUAUCUGUGCAUAUUUUUGCGCCAAAUGGAGGCUAUUGUCGGAUCCCAGUCAGCAAGGCUGCUUUUGGACACUCAGAUGCUUCUAUAUUUAUUCUCAAGGGGUACCACGAUUAUUUCAGAACUCUGACCCCCUCUCCACCAUCCGACCCACAAAGGUGAUCGAUAUGCCUGCAACGUCGCAAUCGACGGCUAUACGAUCGAGGGUCUCACUCAGCAAAUCAACUUUUCCAUGUCAACGGAUUGUGUAUGUAGUCAUUAAAAGACUACAUUUUAGAAUUUUCUCAGAUUCGGUCUUUUCGAAUUAGUAUCUUUUAAAGUUCGCCCCGACGUCGACGUUCGAAAACUACAUCACACAAGAAAUGUAUAUACAAACAUUCUUACUAUUCUUCAAUAACUGCUAACAGGUUGCGGGUGAAAUGGGGACCGGCUAAGGUCGUCCCUAAAUUUGUUGGAGAUAUAACUAUGCAAAAAAUGUAAAAAAUCGAAGUGAAUGAAAGGUUUAUGAACUAUAAUCUUGGAAUUGGCAGGAUAAUUAUGUAAUACAGUUAAACGGGCAUCCAUGCAACCGCUCCGUUUAAACUUUCACACUCCUUUCACUGUGCCAAAAACUAGCGAAAACCUCAGUUAACAUACAGAAGUUUACCUUCUUCAGUCUGUAGGUUUCCAUAAGAGCAGAGAUUGUAGACACUGCAGCAGUACUAAUUCACAGAACAUGACAAAGCUCACCUAUUAGUCUAGCGCAGUCAACUUUCCCCCUGCGUGAUUUCGGCAAUUCCUAUUCACAAUCAAACUAUCGACCGAGAGAGGACCGGGGUAAAAGAAUUAUGAAAAAAAAUCUGGAUAAAUGUGCAAUGAUCAUUGGAAAUCAGUGAGACAAUACAAAACCAAAUUUACCUAUUUAAAUAAACCAAGAGAGAAAAAGAGAGAGAGAGAGAGAGACCGCAUCCCAAGUACCGUAAUUGAAACUCGAAUGAAACUCUUCCGGGCGAGCGCUGUAGCGUCUCAUACGUUUGAAAACCUAUGCUAAAGUGCGUGGUGACGCUGGCGUCUUUCCUCUUUCCUCUGGUUUCACCCCUUCACCUAACCUGUACUGAAGUGAUUUGUUAAUUUAUUAAAAGAAGAAAUGCAAAAAUCUAUCAGUGAAAUAGCUUAGACUGCAAGAGGAUCGACGGAAACCAACGCCUCGAUAGAUGGGUGCAAAGUGACAUCAGAUAAACCAACCCCUCCCCCAAAACCUGGAACAAGAGCUCUAUGUUUACAUUGUAGGUAGUAAUUGCUUUCUGAUUUCUUUUUGUGAAUAGAAUAAGAAAUAUGGUAAAUUUUGAGCUCGUUAAAUAAAUGGAGAAAGAUGUUUUUUAUCUUGCCUCGAGCGUGGGACAAAGAAAAAAUCAAAACUUUAAAAUCAAAGUCCCUAUUUCCGUAGUGAAUUUGCCCACCACUAAGUCUCUGUGGCUCAGUGGUAGAGCAUCGGAGCGCGGAAUCUUAAGGUCUGUGGUUCGAUUCUUCAUGGGGACUGAGAGUUAUUUCUUUAUCCCACGCUCGUGUUAAGACGACAAACACCUUUCUCCAAUUUCUCUUUCCCUUGUUAUCACAGUCUCAAGGUGACCCUAAGCGACCUUUUAAAUAUGCCCGUGGUGUAUACAUCAAGACAAGAGUUAACAGAUCUUAGUAAAAGGAAAAAAAAGUGAUUAUUACAUGGGUAAUAUCAAUUAUUAACAACUUGCUGUAAAAUGAGGUUGUAACAGCGGGAAUGAGGUCAAAUCAGUGCUUGUUGUAUGCUGAACGCAUAAAGGGUAUUCCAAACACAAAAACAAAUUCAAACCACAUGGUUUUUUAAAAGGACGACCAAUACAAUCGCUUGUUUUGUUUAUUGAAUUUUUCUUGUGUGUCAUACAUGAACAGGUGUAGGACUGCGAUUCCAAGCAAAAUCUCUAAAUUUAUCAUAAAUCGCCUUGUUUUGAAGCAAAAAAUCUCGCCUGUCCGUCAACAAAACACGGAAAAAAUAUUUCACUUUAACCUUAAGUGUAAUUAAUUUAUUUUCGAGAUAUGGGAAACAAGCAAGCAGCUUUUACAGAAGAUCAGCUCGAAGACUAUCAGGUUUAUAAAUUCGCAUGUCAUUAUUUCAUUUUAAGCGAUUCCUCGCGGAAUCAUCAUUCCCGAUCUCUUAAUAACCUAUUUUUGUUAUUUUUAUCGUUUAGGACUGUACAUACUUCAAUCGGGCUGAUAUUUUAAGGUAUGUGUUUCAACUGAUUUUAUUUUAAUUUAUAAAUGAUUUGUACAAUCGCACCUUAUGGACUGUUUGCGUUAGAAUUCAAUGUAGGCUCAUACCAUCAUUUGCGAUUAAUACUUUUCAAUCUUCAUUCAGUAUUUUCAGUUGGUAUGGUCACUUGUGAUGUGGGGAAGGCAGAGCGCAUUAUAAUUUCAAAUGAUCAGUGAGAAAGCCAUAUUUCUAUCAUCACAUUAAUUAAGAAAAUUUAGCAAACAUUUUCCAGUUCUCUCAUUCGGCAUCUUCACUGGUCUCUUCACCUAAAAUUAACCAUUGUUGUUCUUUUUCGGAUUGUGUUUAUCCUCGCAAACUCAGUUUCAGUUAUAAAUGAACGUGGAUCACUGCAGCUCUGUUGUUGAAUCGCAGCCAUGUAGUUUUCAAGGCUAGUCGUAUCAGGAGAGCUGACUCUCUUUCAUUCGAAUGUAUAAAAAUCACUUGAGAUAGAGAAAAGUUCGGAUGUAUUUGUUGUUCGUGUUGUUCCUGUUGUUGUCGUGGUCGAGUGUUGUUACAAUUCUCUUAUAAUUGUAAUUCUCUUAAUUUAAAAAUCACGAGUUCAUUCAUUAUCAGGAUUCACCGGCGAUAUCGAGAUUUAAAUACAGACCUUAUACCUGAAGAUUUUACAGAACUUGAUGUUCAGCCAAAACUGAAAUACAAAUUUCUCCAGCAACUACCAGAACUCAAGGUGAGCCAACAAGUAACAAUGAAUUACCCGGCGGGGGAAGGGAAGGAGGUCUCAAAUUGCAAAUGUUUUUCAAGCCACUAGUUCAGUUUUUAUUAUUAUUUAAUUUUUUUUUUGAGAGCCGUUAUUUUUAGUACUCUAAUUUAGAUAUGAUGAAUUACAAACAAAGUACACAGAACUGGUUUAAACUGCAUCUGCACGUGCGCGAACGUUAGAAAAUCUGAAAGGCGGCCAAAAUAGAGGCCCAAAAUCGUGCUUUCGGGUUGUAAAAUCCAAGUUGUCUUAGCUAACCAAUAAACUUUGGAUAAACUUUGCGUUCAAAUUUCUUGAGUAUCCCUUUUUUUUGUCGAAGGUUCCUUUAAAAUUUUAUUUGGCGCGUGGCUGGCCAAAGUUGAAUCAAUUUCCCAACGUUUGACUUACUGACCAAAGUUCUCCAUGUCAAUCAUGAAUGCUCCUGAGCUAAAUUUGGUAUGUUAAUUUUUCAAGAUUCCAGAUAUUAUAUUAAUAUUUCUUUCAAAUAAUAGGAGAAUCCCUUCAGGCGACGAAUCUGUGAAGUGUUUUCCCCUAGUGGAGAUGGCAGCCUGACAUUCGACGAUUUCUUAAACAUGAUGUCAGUGCUCAGUGAAUCUGUAAGUUUCUUUUUAGACGUACCUAUUUUGGAGUACUAUUACAGCUUAGUACCAUUAUGACGGUAACAUAAACGCGUACGGCUGUUGAUAAUUGGAAUAAGGAAAGCGAAGGUGCAGCAAACCUCAGUGGAAUGUUCCUUAAAAGCGAUCGUUUCGAGACAUUGAAAAGAAAUUGUUUGGACCAGGCGAAUUUGAACACAGAAAUGAUUUUUUGAUUGUCGCGAUGAGACGUCACCUCUACAAUUUGAUUAGUCGAACAGGGUCGAGUUUCUCACAGCAUUAUUGAAGAGUCUAUUAACACUAACCCAGAUUCUACAUCCAUAGCAACAAAUGAAUAUGAAAGCCAGUCAAAUCAAGAUCUAAAUGUUUAUAUGAUCAAUUUUUCUCCUUUGGAGCAGAGGCACGAUGCACUAAACUUUUUCCUUUUUUUCGGUUUUCACAGGCUCCUAUAGAGCUCAAAGCAAAGUAUGCAUUCAGGAUAUUUGGUAAAGAUCUUCUCUUUAAUCAACUACGUUUCUAAAUUUUACCCUUCAUAGCUAUUUUCAUUUGAAUGUGUUAGUCAUAACCGGGCUGUAACACUUUCUCUCUUUCAUUCUAUGGGUUUUUCGUUUCCCAGAAGUGCAUAAUCCUUUUUCCUCAUUCACUUCCUUUCUUUCUUUUUCUCGAGAUUUUGACCAAGAUGAUUACCUGGGCAAGGAAGAUCUCAAACAAACCUUGAGAGCUAUCACAGCAAAGGAACUUACUGAUGAAGAGAUGGAGUUUGUUUCAGAUGAGGUAUUAUAUUCAAAAUUUCACGCAUUACUUGCUAACUUUAAAUCCAUAAAUCAAUUCAUCUCUCUUCCUACAAAUGUUCUUCGCCCAAAACGACGAAUGAAGUGUUUUCAGUCAAAGCCUUCGUUUGCCAAUCUUUAGUUUUGUUUUGUUUUUUCAAUGAAUUUAUGUUGGGCAGGCGCAUGCGAUUACAGUGACGACGGCCAAAAAAUAAUAUUUAUCUCAUGUUUAUUCUUCCUUCAAGUUACUAAAAGAGGCCGAUAUUGAUGAGGAUGGAUUCUUAUCUUAUUCAGAGUUCGAAAACGUCAUCGCAAGAUCACCCGAGUUCAUGAAGUAAGUCAAAGCGCUGUUUCAUUGUGCUAGUCCCUUCCAAAGCGCAAAUAUUAAAGCGCACGGCAGCCAACGAAAAGCAAUCAUGCCGAAGAUUUCAAUUCUAUCACGCCAUUAGCAUCACUCAACAUCUUACUUUUCUUUUAUUCUUGCAGUAAUUUCCACAUCCACAUAUAAAAUUAAUUGCCAAAAUCAUUUUAUAAAGUGGAGCCAAGAUACCCUGCGAGCAAUACGUGCUGUUUAGAUAACAAACAUUGAUGGAAAUUGUUGGAACAAAUUAAAAAAACUUACUAAUUAACUUGUAUAAUUAACACUAGCUUUUCCAUCACUCGGGUAAUUGCAGUGAAGGACUUGCAUUUGUUUUAUGAGCCAUGGUAAACUGUUGUUUAUUUAAAGCUUUGCCCAGUGUCUUUAAAGUUAUGAAAUUCGGACUCGUGAGACGAAGACCAUGCCCAAAAUUCAGAAGGUUUGCAAUUAGAGCCCGCCAAGAGAACAUGCCUGUAAAGGAAAAUCAUGGAAAGUAAAGUUAACAUGGAGCAAUUUAUAGAACUGAUCUUGGAAGACUAUAUGAUGGUCAACUGUUUUAUGACAUACAAUUAAUAAAAAGAAAAUGAAAAAGUGCUCGGUGUAUAGUGCAUUAGUCAAUAAAGUUAAGAAAAUUAAGACAAACAGAAACACAUUGUUUUAAAACAUUUUUAUACCUCUAACGUUUGAUUCUGAUCGUCAUCGACAAUUUUCUCUCCACUGUCCUUUGACAUGGAAACCGGGAAACAAAUUGCUACUCCCUGACUGAUUUUCGGGCUUAUUGAAACAAUUCAAGCCCCCUCCCCUGACUUUUGAUUGUGACACUCGCUGACGUAUUGUCCUUCUCUGACUUUUGAACUGUAUGGUUGGUAUUGAUCUUGAGAGUCAAAGACUAAUUGUAAUCACUCCCUAACUUUUAAAUCUGACAUUCACUUGGGUAUAGCUACUCCUAACAUCCAAAUGUUGUUGCAAACGGACAAAUUACUCGCCACUCUCUGGUGGACUUUAUCAGAAGCCGCUGCCAAAUUGUCACCCCUCUCCCCUUCGACUCGGACCAUCACUGAUAAAUUCAAGACCCCAGAGCUUCCUGAGACUCUUGCAUAGUACAGUGUAUACAGUGGUAUUUCCUUAUUCUCCCUGCUUCGAAAGUCGAUUUAUUUGGAGAGAAAGCCUUUAUAUAAUUAUUUACAGUGACUGUUGCGUGGCGACGAUGGCUUAAGUACUCACGUAACCUUUUGAAGCAGAUGUUCGGAUUUGGUCUCUCUCUUCCGUUCCGUCUGAAUCUAAAUAGUUUGCUCUCUUUUUCCUCAGCUUCUUGAAAAUUUUAUUCCCGAAAGCAGCAACUCAAUAAAUGCAACUCGAAAGUGCCUUUUUCGAAUGGCGAACACAACCGGAUUUAUUUAAGAAAUGAAUUCGAAUUUACCAUCGCAACGGUAAAACGACGAAUUGUUGUUCGAGUCUUUUUCCAUCUGAGAGAAUUUCAUGUAAGGGCGAAAGCAGAGGGCAAAAGGAAAUACAGAAAAGUCCUCAGUAUCAUUAUUGUAGUUGUUUUUAGGGCUUUUUUCUCUUCUUGGAAUUUUUUUGGCUUCUAUAUAGCUAGAGAUUUGAUGGGUCAGAGUGUCUUUUUCGUGGCGGUGGGCCUGCUUAAAGAUGAAAACUUUAAGGAAGAUGACUGAACCCAACAAUGCUGCCAUGAAAGUUGCGACUGUAAGGAAUAGUGAUUGAGACAAGAGAAUCAACAUGACGAUUGAUGCAUUCCAAGGUAUAAAAUAAGAGCUUUUGCGAGCAGCUUGUUACGUGUAAAGGAACAUUUUAUCGUCCCAUAUUGUUCACAGCUCAUUAUAACCAGGUGACAAACUGACGCGAACCAAAACAAAAUGAACGAGCUGGUAAACACUAAAUCAACUUUACAGAGGUCAGUCUUAUCUUUGCCUUGCAGCAGACAGAUCAGGCUUGGUUCCAAACAAGCGGGUUGAAGAAUCAGGCCAGUCAGUAAAUCAGUGAGUGCUAAGCAUGCCAACAAAAUUUUCGAGCGUGUUUGGAGCCGUUGUUUUGUUUUCACGAUCAAAAUAACCGACACAUUCAUAAAAACAGGUCAAAGGACAGGCAACGAGGCUGGGAACAACUGUUGUAGUGAGAAGGAUAUGUCAACCGCAUCAGGAGAGGAAGAUCGCGAAGAAUCAUGUCUGGGGAACAAGUUGUAUAAAAUGUUUUUAGUCCCCAUCGAAGAAGAUUCAUUCAUCUUCGCCUUGAAGUUGAGAUGGUCAGUUUUAGCCGAAUAUUCACCAAACUAAAAAGGGAAUGAGAAAUAAACAAAGAGAUUGCAAAUACUGAUUCGUAAAUUGAAAGGCGUUAAGCCUACUAAAAUGUCCGCGCGAAAACGACAUUUGAUUUCACCAGCAAUCAAGAGCGAUAACGAAUGAUAUAGAACUUCAGUUGGAAAAACUAAACAGAUUCUUCAUUCUUUCUGUAAGAGUUUGAAACAGACAGCUAUAUCUUAAAGGGAGAAUUCACAUCAAAUGGCGACCAUUCACGACCAAACUGUUUCAAAAUAUUCUCCAAAUCAAGUGACUAAGUAACCGACGGCUAAUUUUUGGUCGGUUUGAAAUCUGAAAGGUUUACUCAAACGAAUUCAAUUUUCAAAGGUGCACAGACUUAAGAGGCACUUAACAUGCCCUUGACAAGGACCGAUUCAAAAGGUAUGGAACUCCAUUUGGGAUUUUAGCACCAAGAAUAUUAAAAGAAAUGUGGCAACCUCUGUAGCUAUACUCAUCAGUGAAAGCCUCAAACGAAACGAAUGGAACUUGGCAAAAACCCUCAGCCUGUUUUUAAAAAAAUCAAGCACUUAGAGCUUGACGCUUAUCAGAAGUAGAUUUUCUUGGGAAUAUUUUAUUAGCUAACAGCUUUUUUCUCGCUUUAUGGAAAUAAGCAGCUAAUGGGUUGGUUUUCAGUUAAUAGCAAAUGGAAAUUUGUUUCUAAUCUCGCAAAUUAGCCCCGUUUUAAUGAUUAUAUCGGAUUGUUCGACAUAUCUAUAAAUAGCGUUUCGAAUACACAUGAAAACUGAAUUUCUUGCAAUAAUUCCUCACCUUAAAUAUCUAAUCCACGUGGAAGAGAGCCGCAGAGUUAAAAAAACAUGGCGGCAGAGCUGAGUUUGCCUUUAAUCUUUGUAAAAUAAAACCCACAUUUUCUGUGAUUGUUGAGAAAAAACGAAGCCAGUGUAGUAUCAGAAGUAUCGCAUAGUGAUGAUAUGUUUCGCUUCGAGUCACCUACUAUUGUCUGUGAAUAUAGUGAUACCUCACUGUGAAAUCGAAGGUAAAUAAAUUUGAAUGUUGACCAAGUUGCCUGACAGAACAUGGAGAUGAAGCUGUAUUUGUUUGUCCGCUAAAAAAAACUUUGCAUUAUAACUGAAAGCUGAUAUACACUGCACCAAGAGUAUAUUACACUGAAAGUAUAAUCGCUUCGUUUCAAGGCAGCAAGGAUCAAAGACAGCUUUUGAUAAACUGAAACAGUUGUUGCGCUAGAAUUAAACAGCGGAAGAAGACAGACUCAUUCCAACUUUUCUUUGAACGACUUUGGAACACAAAAUUAGAAUUCCUUUUGCAACAGUUCGGAAAAUGCGGAUUACUAACUUUCAGUUUGAAUUAAUCAUGCACUUGAAAGAAAUCGAAGAUUAGACUUUUACAAAACAAGCUUGGUUUCGAUUGGUUUCAAUUCUAGGAGUGAUAAAAAGAAGAAAUAAUAUGCCGCCAAAAUGCUAAGUUUGUCUUUGACAAGUGUAAGGAUCUAAGUUCAGUUUUCAUUUGGGGACAAACUUGCUAUAGGACUAAACAUGAAAAAGAUUUCCCUUCCUCAUGCUCUACCAAAUCACACAUUUAAAGCAUUGUUUUCAACUUUAUUGCCUUUUGUAAUUUGUUCUUCCCAACUUAAUUUUUCAAACGCUUUGGUCACGGAGGCUCGUCGAAAUAAAGCGACUACUUCAAGGAAGCCUUGACUUUUGUUACCGCUAAGCUUUCCUUUACGUUCAUUUUAUUUAUUUAUUUAUUUAUUUUUCAUCAUCGUAAUUAUAACUUUUGGGAACAGAUUCCUAAUGUGGCAAAACUGACAUGAAAUACUUUCAACCGCUGUCAAGAGCAGUCGAUAUUUUCUUGACGUUGUAUGAUGUAAUGACUUCACCGGCCCUCUUAAAAAAAACACCCAACCGAAAUAAAAGCAAACUUAGUCCAGUCGCAAAUAUUUUGAAGUCACCGGCUCUCAACCAAUAAAAGAAGGGAUUUAACAAUUCAUCCCUGUUCAUCAAGCGGCACGCUGAUUGAAUAUUUUGGUGGGUAAUUACAAAUCUUAUUUCCACAAGAUAAGUUGUCUCUCCAAAUGCAACUGCUAACAAGGUUUACAUGCGAUCCGUUUUAACUAUUUUUAUUAUUAUUUUUUUCUCCAUCUCUGUUGUAAUAUAUUUCUAGAAAUUACAAGUAUAGAAGGUCAUUAGUAAAAAAUAUGUCUAAGAAAAAGAAAAUACAAUGCAAAAGUGACAUUUUUAUCAUUAAAUUUCAAUAAACAAGUAAAAACCUAUCUUUACAUUCACAUCAGCAGCAAAAAUUCUCCAAAUUUAGAAGUAUCUACCAAAGCAAGAGGGCUCGUGAAAAUCAAUGACCAAUUCGACAAGCCCCGACUUUUGAUGACGCAAAGCUUUCCUUUGCGUUCAUUUUAACUUAAGUCUCAUCAUUAUAACACAUUUUGCAACAGAUGCCUAAAGUGGCAAAACUCGCACGCAAUGCUUUUAAACUCUUUUAAUUUCAUGAUUUAUUGACCUCUCCGGCUCUCUCAACAAUGACACCCAGUUGAAUUAUGCCGAAUUCUCUCAAAUGAAAGCAAACUCGGUUCAAUCGUUAAACUUUUGAAGUCACCCGCUCUCCAAAAAUAAAAGAGCGGAUGUUACAUAGUCAUUUCUGUUCAUCUGACGGCUAGGUGAGCUGAAAAUUUCAUCGGGUAAUUGAACCACUCACUUCUAUUUUACAAAUAAAUGUAGGUACCAUCCUGAGUCUUUUCAGCGAUACGUGGAUUGUUUAGGGGGCAUAUUGAAAUUUUGGCCCAUUUAAAGGUGGACUGACAAUUGAAAGAGAUCCAAAACGAACUUUGGCCCUUUUCGAAGUUAAUCAAGAAGCGGGGACAUCAACUGAGGGACGGCAUAUCGAAAAUGAAUUACUCUUCCUCUGUUGGCUUUGGAAACAAUUGCAACAGCUCAUUAGUUCCUCAAACCAUUCUUCGGCGAUAUGAUUUUUCUUCCGAACUUACUCGCAACUUUCUCAUCGCAGCAGCCGUUCUGAGUUUCGUUGCUUGUCCUUUGACCUGCUUUUUUAACGGAUUAGUCAUUUUAGCCGUGAAGGUAAAAAGAAGACUUCAAACACACUCAAACAUCAUGCUGGCGUGUUUCGCACUCACUAAUGUACUGAAUGGCGUGCUGGUUCAACCCCUGAAUGCAACUCUGGCGAUUUUUCUGCUUCAAGGUAAAGAUUUCCACGAAGUGUGCGAAGUUAAUUUGGCGUUUAGCUUCUCUUUUAUGGAAGUUAGCUUGAUAUCUAUGUGCCACUUGAUUCUGAUCAGUGGAGAACGCUACCUCACCAUAAAGUACUCUCUUAGACACAACGAGGUGCUCACAAAUACCAGAGUUAUAGUUUCAUCGUUUCUUACCUGGAUCACAGCAGUCAUUCUCUAUUUCAUUUUGCCAAACACUAUGAUGACUUUCGCCAUUUUAGAGAUCAUAGUGUUUUCUUCGAUUGUUAUACUUCAGGUUCUGGUCUAUAAACAGGCCCGUCGUCACGAAAAAAGUAUUCUUACCCACCAAGUUUCUAUGGAAGCAAAAGCUAAAUUUAAAAGAGAGAAGAAAGCUUUAAAAUCAACUACCCUUUUAAUUGUGAUCGUUAUACUCUUUUUCCUGGUCUCAUUUACUUUCCUUAAUUUCACGUGGUAUAUAUUCGAGAAAAGAUUCUCGGAUGAAGUUAAGAUGUCCGCUCGUCAAUUUUGUCUCGGGAUAGUGACUCUUAAUUCCGUUGUCAAUCCAAUUAUUUACACAGUUCGAAAUAGACAUUUUAGAGUUGCUUUUAUCGAGAUGUUGUUGGGAAAAACUCUUCAAGAAGCUGAAGAAAAUGAGAGGAAAUUGUUUAGAUUUAGACAAAGAGUCAUGGCUGUGAGACUUGAAGCUAGACAAGAAAGAAGAGUGAAUAAAGGAUGUAAUCAAAUCCAACCAGAUGAUGCAAGGGAUCCAGAGGAA